Striga hermonthica is the source of this 676-nucleotide messenger RNA. Lineage: Eukaryota; Viridiplantae; Streptophyta; Magnoliopsida; Lamiales; Orobanchaceae. The record is from the annotation of a GenBank genome assembly.
GGGUGUCUAGGAGCAUUAGAUGGUACAUACAUUGCCGUGAAAGUCCCCUCUAGUGAUAAGCCACGAUAUAGGAAUCGAAAGGGACAAGUAGCAGUGAAUGUACUUGGGGUGUGCGAUAUAAAUAUGAAUUUCGUGUACAUGCUUUGUGGAUGGGAAGGGUCUGCUGCAGAUAUGCGAGUACUGAGAGAUGCGGUUACUAGGCCACACUCUCUACGUGUGCCAAACGGGAACUACUAUUUGGUCGAUGGUGGUUACACGAAUGGUCCUGGUUUUCUAGCCCCAUAUCGGGGAGUUAGAUACCACUUAGAUGAGUGGGGUACCGGGAAUCGUGCUCCACAGAACUAUAGGGAACUUUAUAACCUUCGGCACGCAAAAGCUAGAAAUGUUAUUGAACGUGCUUUUGGCAUUCUGAAAAUGCGUUGGGCCAUUCUUAGGAGUCACUCCUACUAUCCAAUUCGGACUCAAAAUCGAAUUAUUAUGGCUUGCGGCCUUAUUCACAAUUUUAUACGUACAACAAUGCCUGAAGAUCCCAUGGAAAAUGAGUUGCCAGAGUUCCCGACGUUAGGUACUCCUCACGUGGAUGACGAUGACUUGAUCGAUCAAGUCGACUCUAACCCAGAGUGGUCCCUCAAACGCGACCAAUUAGCACAACAUAUGUUCGUGGAGUGGCAAGGCG